UGCAGCGGGCAGCCUGUGAGAAGGCCGGGAAAAUGGCGGCCUCCUGGAGGCUAGGCUGUGAUCCCCGUCUGUUACGCUGUCUCCUGGGUUUCCGCGGCCGCCGAAGCCCCGGGCUGGUUAAGGGGGCUGCCGGGUGCUCUGGCUGCCGCGUAGCUAAUUGGAGAUGGUUUCACAGCACGCAGUGGAUGCACGGUGAUCCUAUUAAGAUACUAAUGCCAUCACUAUCUCCUACAAUGGAAGAAGGGAACAUUGUGAAAUGGCUGAAAAAGGAAGGUGAAGCUGUGAGUGCUGGAGAUGCAUUAUGUGAAAUUGAGACUGACAAAGCUGUGGUUACCUUAGAUGCAGGUGAUGAUGGCAUCUUGGCCAAAAUAGUGGUCGAAGAAGGAGCUAAAAAUAUACGGCUAGGUUCACUAAUUGGUUUGAUGGUUGAAGAAGGAGAAGAUUGGAAACAUGUUGAAAUUCCCAAAGAUGUAGGUCCUCCGUCACCAGCUGCAAAACCAUCAGUGCCUCACCCUCCACCAGAGCCACCGAUUUCUAUCCCUGUCCAAAAGGAACACACACCAGGGAAACUUCAGUUCCGUGUAAGUCCAGCUGCACGUAAUAUUCUGGAUAAACACGCACUGGAUGCUAGCGAAGGCACUGCGACUGGCCCCCGGGGAAUAUUCACUAAAGAGGAUGCUCUGAAACUGGUAGAGUUGAAACAGAUGGACAAGAUCACUGAAUCGAAACCGACGCCAGUGCCUCUAGCCCCUCCAACCACUCCCACAGCACCUUUGCCCACACCGGCCUCAGGAGGGCCAUCCUAUCCCCGGCCAAUGAUCCCACCAGUAUCAACUCCUGGACAACCUAAUGCAGUGGGCACAUUUUCCGAAAUCCCUGCUAGCAGUAUUCGAAGAGUUAUUGCCAAGAGGUUAACUGAAUCUAAAAGUACUGUACCUCAUGCAUAUGCUACUACUGACUGUGACGUUGGAGCUAUUUUAAAAGUAAGACAAGAUCUGGUCAAAGAUGACAUUAAAGUAUCAGUAAAUGAUUUUAUCAUCAAGGCAGCAGCUGUUACCCUUAAACAAAUGCCAGAUGUCAAUGUAAGCUGGGAUGGAGAGGGCCCAAAGCAACUGCCCUUUAUUGACAUUUCAGUGGCUGUGGCAACAGAUAAAGGCUUAAUUACACCAAUCAUAAAAAAUGCUGCUGCUAAGGGUAUACAGGAAAUUGCUGACUCUGUAAAAGCUCUUUCAAAGAAAGCACGAGAUGGAAAAUUGUUACCAGAAGAAUAUCAAGGAGGAUCUUUUAGUAUUUCCAACCUGGGGAUGUUUGGCAUUGAUGAAUUUAUUGCAGUGAUCAACCCACCUCAGGCCUGCAUUUUGGCUGUUGGGAGAUUCCGGCCUGUUCUGAAAUUCACUCAGGAUGAAGAAGGCAAUGCCAAGCUGCAGCAGCACCAACUCAUAACGGUCACAAUGUCAAGUGACAGCCGAGUGGUAGACGAUGAACUGGCCACCAGGUUUCUUAAAAAUUUUAAAGCCAACCUAGAGAAUCCUUUCCGGCUUGCCUAGUCCUCAAAGAUAAGAAGAUGGUCUUUGGCUCAGCUAAUUGUAAAAGUGUUACCGAUAGAAAACAGUUAGGAUAUUUAAGGGCAAAGUGGAUGAAAUGUUUAUUUAUUUAAGGUAAAAGAGUUUGACCCAAGUUGUCUUCAUUAUCAAUUUGGGUUUAAUGUUAUAGAAAUAAAUGAUAAACUGUAACUAAUAAAGGAAAACGAACACUUGGCUAGAUAAGUUCAUUAAAUUCUGGUGCUGUACAAAAGGGGUGUUUAGUAGAUGUGAAUCAAAUUAUACGUUUGUCUCAUUUGAGAGUUUUAGAAUAUUUAAGAUUUUAUGCUAAAUUGUGAAAUAAAGAAAUUGUUUGAAAUCUAACUUAACUGUGUUGAAGUUAGAAGUGGUCUUCAAAGAGAUGACUGUUAAUCUAGCAGUCAGACCUCACUUUUAUAACCACUACUCUAAAUGUACUUGAACAAUUUAAUAUGUACAGAAGUUUACUCUGGACAAUAGUGAAUAAUAAGGAUCACAUCAAAUUAGGGGUAGUGACAACAUUAUUGAAUUUUUAUGUAUAUAAAGCCAUAUAUUUUAGAGUGGUUUCUUAUCAGUCUUAUUUUUCACUUCUAUAACACUGUGAGCUUCUAAAGAGAAAGAACAAAGAAACAAAAAGAAGAGAAAGAGAGAUCGAAAGAGUUAUGUUUGCUUGAAUGGAAAACUAUAGCUGAAGUAUCUAAACCUUCAAAUAUCAGCUGCUCACCUUCAUGCUGAGUUGGAAAUAUGUUUAAAUAAAUUGUGUUAUCUC
Trichechus manatus latirostris (Florida manatee) is the source of this 2328-nucleotide messenger RNA. It is a transcript of the gene PDHX, whose product is annotated as pyruvate dehydrogenase complex component X. The transcript is spliced from 11 exons. The record is from RefSeq and is a predicted model, not a curated record. Gene Ontology annotation, cellular component: mitochondrion; pyruvate dehydrogenase complex. Gene Ontology annotation, molecular function: acyltransferase activity. Bases 33 to 1547 code for a protein of 504 amino acids. Gene Ontology annotation, biological process: pyruvate decarboxylation to acetyl-CoA. Lineage: Eukaryota; Metazoa; Chordata; Mammalia; Sirenia; Trichechidae.